Oryza sativa Japonica Group (Japanese rice) is the source of this 1568-nucleotide messenger RNA. RefSeq lists its product as uncharacterized. Gene Ontology annotation, molecular function: RNA binding. Gene Ontology annotation, cellular component: cytoplasm; U2-type prespliceosome; U1 snRNP. Gene Ontology annotation, biological process: mRNA splicing, via spliceosome. The record is from RefSeq and is a predicted model, not a curated record. NCBI's taxonomy places the organism in Eukaryota, Viridiplantae, Streptophyta, Magnoliopsida, Poales, Poaceae.
CACAUAUUUUUUAAUUCGAAUGCCACCUUAACACCACGUGGAGCAAAAACGGGUGAAUACCGUCACGUAGGCGCCACGUCAGCGAUACCGCCCUCUAAAACCAUAAAAGGAGUCAAAUUGCACCGGUUUUAAUAGUUAGGGGUCCAGACAUCUGGAAUUGUCGUUCAGGGAUACGAAUCUGAUUCGGUUACCAGUUUAGGGAGUCAAAGUGGACUUAUUCCAAAGGGGAAACCCAUCGUCCAAAAAGCCCUUCCCAACGCCCAGUUAGGUCAUCUAAAGCCCAUGAGCUUUUUGGCCCAUAACCAACCGACUAACGCCCACAAAGCCCACGACUCCCACCUCUUCCUCCACACCCAACCCAACCCGAGACACCGACGCCAACUCAAACCCCUUCGAAAACCUCCUCCUCCUCCCCCACCUCUUCCGCCUCGCCGCCGAAACCCUAACCCUAGCCGCCGCCGGCCGCCAUGUCGAACCCGAAGGGCUCCAAGAUGCUCCAGUUCGUCAACUACCGGAUGCGCGUGACGAUCCAGGACGGGCGCCAGCUGGUCGGCAAGUUCAUGGCGUUCGACCGCCACAUGAACCUCGUCCUCGGCGACUGCGAGGAGUUCCGCAAGCUCCCGCCCUCCAAGUCCUCCAAGACCACCGGCGAGCGCGAGGAGCGGAGGACGCUGGGCCUCCUGCUGCUCCGCGGCGAGGAGGUCGUCUCCAUGACCGUCGAGGGCCCGCCACCGCCCGACGAGUCCCGCGCCAAGGCCGCCGGCGCCGGCGCGGCGAUGGCGGGGCCCGGGGUGGGCCGCGCCGCCGGCCGCGGCGUCCCCGCGGGGCAGAUGCUCCAGGCCCAGCCAGGGCUCGCCGGCCCGGUGCGUGGCGUGGGCGGGCCGGCCCCCGGCAUGAUGCAGCCGCAGAUCUCGCGCCCGCCGAUGCCGAACCUCUCGGCGCCGCCGGUCGCGUACCCGCAGGUCGUGCGCCCGCCGCCGGGGCAGAUGCCGCCGCCCAUGCGGCCGCCGCAGAUGCCGAUCCCGUUCCAGCGCCCGCCGGGCGUGCCACCGGCGUUCCCUGGUGGCCCUCCGCCGCCUCCUGGCCCGUUCAUGAGGGGACCACCGCCGAUGGGCCCGCCGCAGGUGAGGCCUGGGAUGCCUGGAGGACCGCCGCCGGGGAUGAGGCCAGGGAUGCCGCCUCCGCCCUUCAGGCCUGGGAUGCCACCGCCGCCUCCCGGUCCGCAGCAACCUGGACAAAACCCUCCGCAAUAGCUUUGCUGGUUGUUCUUGCUAUACCAACUAUGGAAGAUUCACCGGUGCCACCUUUGCUUCACUGUUCUAUCUCAUAUUGGGGUUACAAGUAGUUUUCUUGCGGUAUCAGCUCAGAGAAGAGAUAUUAAUCCUUUUAUUAUCAGUGGAGCACUCUUGUUUCUAUGCGAGGGGACUGUACGUAGAUGUUAAGAGUUAGGGACUUGGAUAGCCUGUUUCAUCGUGUGUCCUGAUAGCUGUUGUACUCGACUACUCGUCUUGUGUUUUUUGAUAUCCAGCAUAAUUAACUUGAGCUCGUCAAUUGCUUUGCUUGCUUGA